Messenger RNA from Hibiscus syriacus, 489 nucleotides. Its product is annotated as protein GRIM REAPER-like. NCBI's taxonomy places the organism in Eukaryota, Viridiplantae, Streptophyta, Magnoliopsida, Malvales, Malvaceae. Bases 1 to 489 code for a protein of 162 amino acids. The record is from RefSeq and is a predicted model, not a curated record. The transcript has 2 exons.
AUGGCUUCUAAUAACAUUCUCAAGCUUAUAUCCAUUCUCUCCCUUACUAUCUCAAUCCUUUUAUCCUUUCAUCCUCAAACAACCUUCCCAUUUGAGAUCGAAGACUUCGACGAAGAGGAAGAAUAUGUGCUCGAUCAUCCUCUCAUUGUUUCUAACAUUCGAUCAAGAAGCCGAUUCUUAACGACCUCGCCAAAGAAAGAUAAGAUCAGGAAAGGUGCACAUUGCGAACUAAACUCCUAUCAAGAUACAUGCAACGGCAUUUCCGUGAACAGCGGGACCGGCAUACUGUACUGCUGCAAGAUGCAUUGUCGAAAUGUUCUCCGUGAUCGGAAUAACUGCGGAGGAUGCGGGAACAGAUGCCAGUUCGGGCAACUCUGCUGUGGUGGAGUCUGUACGGGUGUUGUUUACAAUGUUGAUCACUGCGGCAAGUGUGACAAUCGAUGCUCGCCUGGAGUGAAAUGUGAGUUUGGAUAUUGCGGUUAUGCUUAA